AUGCCAACCUAUGCGCAGUUCCUUAAAGACAUUUUGUCCUCAAAGAGGAAGUUAGUGAAGAAUGAAAUAGUUGCUUUGACAGACGACUGUAGUGCUUUAAUCUUAAAUAAGCUUCUUCUUAUGCUAAAAGAUCCUGGUAGCUUCUCUAUUCCUUGUGAAAUCGGAGAGAUGGAAAUUCAAAAGCCCCUUUGUGACCUGGGAGCUAGUGUUAGCUUAAUGCCACUCUUAAUCUUCAGUAAGCUAAAUACUGGGGAGUUGAAGCCUAAAACAAUGAUUUUACAAUUAGCUGAUAGGUUAGUAAAUUAUGCUUUGGGGGUUGUUGAAGAUGUACUAGUUAAAGUAGGAAAAUUAUUUAUACCGGUUGAUUUUGUGGUUCUCGACAUGGAUGAGGAUAGGCACAUUCCUAUCAUAUUGGGAAGGCCUUUUCUUGAGAAAGCCGGAGCUCUCAUAGAUUUGAAGAAUGGGAAGCUUACACUUCAAGUUGAUGAUGGGAAGCUGAUGGACGUGGUUGAGGAGCUAGUAGAGGCAAUAGCGCGAAAGGAGAAGUCCGACAAUCCUCUUCACACUUGCUUGGUAGGAUCAAAGGAUGACUUGAAGCAAUGGGAUGAGGCUUCGAAAAUGGAAAGCUAUUUAGAAGCUGGAAAGAAAAUCUCCCCUGGUUUGAAACUCAAGGUUGAAAAACUGAAGGAUAAAGAGGAAAAGAGACCUAAACCUUCUCUUUCAACACUCAAGGAGGAAGAUGCACCAAACGUGGAGCUCAAGCAAUUGCCACCAAACCUUAGGUACGCAUUUCUUGGGCCUAAUUCUACUUAUCCAGUCAUUAUUAAUGCAUCAUUGAGUGAGUUAGAAUAG
Molecule: messenger RNA, 852 nt
Organism: Jatropha curcas
Lineage: Eukaryota; Viridiplantae; Streptophyta; Magnoliopsida; Malpighiales; Euphorbiaceae
Source: RefSeq, a predicted model, not a curated record